GUAUGAUCAAGGAAGCAGGUUUCAAAUGAAAGUAUCAUGGUGUCUCUAAGGGAAGUUUGCGACUCUGAAUCGUGUCAUCGUUUAAUGUUAGUCAUAGUUGACAAAUAGAAUCAGUUCUAUUUAAUCUUGCAACAUCUGUUCAUCUCGUAAGCUAUGCUCUCUAACCUGAUAUCCUUCGAGUCAAUUGACGACCGUGAAAUCAUGAAGUGGCAGCAAAAACGCAACAGGGAAAUAGAAAAAGAACUGAAAAAGGAGAAAAGUCGUCUGCGUCAAAGGCAAAUGAUCUUAUUAUUGGGUACUGGUGAAAGUGGAAAAAGUACUUUUCUCAAGCAAAUGAAAAUCAUUAAUGGAAAGCACUUUACAAACCAAGAAAUCGAACAGCUAAAAGAUAUUAUCUAUGAUAACAUAUACAAAGGUGUUUUAUUCCUACUGCAGGCACGGGAAAGUCUCAAUAUUCCAUGGGCUGGUGGACUUGGUUCCGCUGCUGCUCAGGCUAGUAGAGAAAUUGAGGCACAUUUUAAAGAAACUCGAAUGAUGCGUCGCGAGCGCUCUCGACUUGGUCAACCACUCUGGUUGGAAGAAGAAUUUCUGGAAAUCGUGCCUUCACUGAAUGCAAUUUGGGAAGAUGAAAGUGUUCGAUUAGCAUUCGACCAACGUUCAAAAAUUAUUACAGAGAAUUUCAGUGAGAAUACACGCUAUUACCUCAAUCGUCUAAAUCAUAUUGGUGUAGAAAAUUAUCGUCCAACUGAUGAAGAUAUAGUUUGGUCACGUAAACCAACGGAAUCUAUAAUUGAAGAAGAAAUAAAUGUCCACUCAUCAUCACUUGUUUUUAUUGACGUCGGUGGACAAACAAAAGAACGUCGUAAAUGGUGUCAAUGUUUUGCUGAUAUGACAUCUGUCCUGUUCCUUAUUGCUUGCAGUCAUUACGAUGAACAUUAUCAAGAUCGAUUAACCAAAGAAUUUCGAAAUAAAUUACAUGAAGCUAUGGUUGUUUUUGAAGGACUUAUCAAUCAUAUUGCUUUUAGACGUGUUUCCAUCAUUAUAUUUUUUAACAAAACUGAUAUACUUAAAGAAAAGUUAAACUCACGUACAUCAAAUAUUCGUGAUGAGUUUCCCAAUUACCCAGUGAAAAUGGAUCCAUUUCGUCUGCAAGAUGUGCAAACAUUUAUGGUUGAAGUAUUUGCCUCUCUAGUCAAUCACAACUUUCCACCAGAUACUCAAGCUCGUUCAAGUCUUUCACAUUCAUCAUUCAAUAAUACUGCUAAAUGUUCAUCUCUUCAUAGACAAAACUCUGUACCUAUGUCCACUAACGUAACAUUUACAGCCCCUGUACGAAAACGUAUGGUCUAUCGUCAUUUCACAACUGCUGUAGAUAGGCGGAAUAUCGAAACAGUAUUCAAUGCUAUGCAAGAUACAGUAUUACAAAAUAAUUUACGUCGUAUCAUGAUGAGCUAAAUACAGACAUAUAAAGUUGUUCAUUUAUUGAGACUACAAAGUGUUUAAUUCCAUUUUCUGCUUUGGUUUAUUAUGUUGUUUUCGCCCUUAGAUCUCAGUGAAAAUAAUAUCUAUACCUUCCGAAAAUUAAUUAAAAGUCCUACUUACUAUUCUUACCAACAAUGUGUGCCAAAUUUAAACUACCACUAAAAUCAUCAAUAAUACUAAUAAGAAGUGUGUGCUUUUCAUUUCAUAUUUUCUUAUCUAAUCAUUAAUUGUCUUUCAUGCUACUCAAUUCUUUAUUACACAAAUAUAUACAUGCUUUUUGAGUUUGUAUUUAUUUUCCACGCAUUUGCUUACGUUGAGCCUACAUAUAUAAACACAAGACGUUAAUGGUACGAGCAUCUGUCGAUUAUAUAUAGAUCCAAGUGAUUUAUUCCAUUUGAUUUAUGUAGAUAAUAUACUUUAUUUUUCUAUAUAUAUAUAUAUAUAUAUAUUGAUGUAAAUUUCAGUGUUCCUACAUGAAAGGAUUCGAAAACAAAGAGAUAAUUGUACGUGUUCUGGAGGAAUACAUAUUGAUAGUGGGCAAAUUCCCCAAUCUUUUUUGGGACACGAUGCUCAUUCAUAUGUUUUGUUCUUGGCCAAUUGAUAUUUCAAUGCUUGUAAAUCAUGUGUUUUAUCUUUUUUGUUAUAAAGCGAGCUUUUUAUACUUCUCAACUUGUCAGAUUUAUUUGCGUAUAAACGCAUGUUUAACUUACUAUAAUUAUAUUUGAUGUAUCUAAAGUCAAAGGUUGAUCACGUAAUGAAUAUUUAUAUGACUUCAG
Schistosoma mattheei is the source of this 2258-nucleotide messenger RNA. Lineage: Eukaryota; Metazoa; Platyhelminthes; Trematoda; Strigeidida; Schistosomatidae. The record is from the annotation of a GenBank genome assembly.